AUGGCAGUCCCCCACCAACAACAACACCAAUUCCCCCUACCGCAAAUCCUAACCCACCCCUCCUCCUCGCCCGCCCUCCUCAUAACCCAAGGCGCCGAAGGCCGCCUCUACAAAACCACCCACCUCUUCCCCGACCGCCCCUGCGCCCUCAAAUACCGGCCCUCGAAACCCUACCGUCAUCCCAUUCUCGAUGCCCGUCUAACAAAAGCCCGCAUCGCCGCCGAAGCAAAGGUCCUUGAGCGCUGCUGGAGAGAGGGUGUCCCUGUGCCGGCGGUGUAUGCCAUGGAUGCGGCGAAUGGCUGGCUGAUGAUGGAGUGGAUUGAGGGGGUACCGGUUAGGCAAGCGAUUAAUGAAUAUUUGGGGAGCGGGGAGAGUCAAGAGGGGCAGGAAGAAGCGGAAGAGUUGGGCGAUUUGAUGAGGAGGAUUGGACGGGUUGUUGGGGCGCUGCAUAAAACGGGAGUUGUGCAUGGGGAUUUGACAACUAGUAAUAUGAUGCUGAGGAGACAAGAGGGGGAACAGAAGGGAGUCUUGGGGGGGGAGGUAGUGCUGAUUGACUUUGGGUUGGCGAUGCAGAGCAUGUCGGAUGAAGAUCGGGCUGUGGAUCUGUAUGUGCUUGAGAGAGCGUUCGCAAGCACGCAUCCUAGGGCGGAGAAGUUGUUCGGGAUGAUUCUGGAAGAGUAUGGAAAGUCGUUCAAGAAGGCGACUUCAGUAUUGACGAAGUUGGAGGAUGUGAGGAUGAGGGGGAGGAAGAGGAGCAUGCUGGGGUAG
Messenger RNA from Thermochaetoides thermophila DSM 1495, 768 nucleotides. RefSeq lists its product as uncharacterized. The coding region runs from base 1 to 768 and encodes 255 amino acids. Gene Ontology annotation, molecular function: ATP binding; protein serine/threonine kinase activity. Gene Ontology annotation, cellular component: nucleus; cytosol; EKC/KEOPS complex. NCBI's taxonomy places the organism in Eukaryota, Fungi, Ascomycota, Sordariomycetes, Sordariales, Chaetomiaceae. The record is from RefSeq and is a predicted model, not a curated record. Gene Ontology annotation, biological process: protein phosphorylation. The transcript has a single exon.